Molecule: messenger RNA, 8223 nt
Organism: Thalassophryne amazonica
Lineage: Eukaryota; Metazoa; Chordata; Actinopteri; Batrachoidiformes; Batrachoididae
Product: hepatocyte growth factor-like
Exons: 18
Coding region: 158-2308 (716 amino acids)
Biological process (GO): proteolysis
Molecular function (GO): signaling receptor binding; serine-type endopeptidase activity
Source: RefSeq, a predicted model, not a curated record
AGGUGGCAUCAGUGUGAGGACGGCCGAGCUGCUCCUGGUCUUCAGCGUUACGCUGUGGAUUUGACGAAACCACGGAGUGAGCCGCCACGUGAUUAAAAAGAAGAAGAAGAAGGAAAAGCAAAUUCCCUGUGUAUUCUAACCUGCAAAGUUACCAACCAUGAGGACAAACAUAUGGAUUUACCAAACUCUGGUGGUUGUGAUGGUCACGAUACUGGGCACAGGUUGUGGUCGAAGGGAUCGGCAUUUUCUGCAAAAGUAUGAGAAAACUGAGAGCCACGUGAUGGUUUGCACAGACUGCCCUCAGUCCCCGCUGGUACGAAACAGCCGGUCGCACGAACACUGCGCCCGCAAGUGCAAAAAGGUCAAGAAGAACUUCAGCUGUCGGGCUUUCAACUUCCAGAAGCACGACAGGAAAUGCCACUUGCUUCCUUUUGACCGUUUCACCCUCGGUGUGCAGAAGCAGGCCAACGUCAACUUUUCUUUGUACGAAAAAAAAGAUUAUAUAAGGGAGUGUAUUAGCAGCACCAAGGACGAUUACAGAGGGAGGAGGUCUUGGACAAAGUCAAACAUCACUUGCCAAGCUUGGUCUGAUACGAACAUCAAUGAGCACACGUUUGAUCCUGAGAGUCACCCAUUCCAAGACUUGAGGGAGAACUUUUGUAGGAAUCCCAACAACGAUAUUAGUGGUCCGUGGUGUUACACCACGGACCCCAACGUACGUUCUGAAGUGUGUGGCAUACCGCAUUGUUCACAGGAUGUGUGCAUGAUAUGUAACGGGGAGGAUUAUCGUGGGAAAAUGGACCACACAGAGAGCGGCAAGGAAUGUCAGCGAUGGGACUCUUCAAGGCCUCAUAAACAUCCCUUCCAGCCCAAAAAGUAUCGGAACAAAGACCUGAGGGACAACUACUGUCGUAACCCAGAUCAUCGUCUCCGACCCUGGUGCUACACCACUCACCACAAAACUCUUUGGGAAUACUGCAACAUCACUAUAUGCGACUCAGACUUCAGUAAGAACACAGAUGUCAAUGUAACAACAUCCUGUGUCCAGGGAAAGGGCACAAAUUACCGAGGCACCGUGAACGUCACGCCAGAGGGUGUGACCUGUCAGCGUUGGGACUCCCAGUUCCCCCAUAGCCACUCGUUUAUACCUGACAACUACAAAUGCAAGGACCUCAGCAAGAAUUACUGCCGGAACCCUGAUGGUGCAGAUUACCCAUGGUGCUUCACUACAAACCCAAAUCAGAGGAUAGCCAAAUGCACCCACAUUCCCUGUUGUGAUGCCGAGGCCACAGAAAAAACAGAAUGUUAUCAAGGCAAUGGGGAGUCAUACCGAGGCACGUUAUCCAUAACCCGAUCUGGGAUUCCCUGUGCAGACUGGUCAGAACACAUAAAUAGCGGGGAUUCUCACUCUACAGUGUCCCAUGUAGGGUUGGAGAAGAACUACUGCCGUAAUCCAGACCAGGAUAAGCAUGGUCCUUGGUGUUACACCAAUCCAAAUACCCGCUUGGCUUGGGACUACUGCAAACUGAAGCCCUGUGACUCGCCCACAUUGCUUGCCCCACCCACCAAUCCAACUAGAUCCAAGAUAUCUUGUUUUGUGCACAUCAAUACUAGAAUUGUUGGAGGACAUCAGGUGCAGGGCACAGAUGGCAGCUGGGUUGUCAGCAUCCAAAGAGAGAAGACUCAUUUGUGUGGUGGCUCGUUGAUCAGAGAGGAUUGGGUUUUGACGGACCAGCAGUGCUUCACCUCCUGCAUUCCAAAUCUGAGAGAGUACACCGUGCAAGUCGGUCUGCGACACCUGAGUGAGUCCGCAAACCACCCGAGACUACACAUCUCCCACCUGAUCUGUGGCCCAGAAGGAUCCAAUCUGGUUCUGUUGAAAUUGUCAGAACCUGCCCCAGUUUCUGAGGGUGCCACAACCAUUCAUCUGCCGGUAACAGAGUGUCACAUCGCUGAAGGCACCAACUGCACCAUGUAUGGAUGGGGGGAAACCAAAAACACGGGUCACGAUGAGGCGCUGAACACUGUCACCAUGCCGAUGGUCAAUAAUGACAUGUGCUCCCAACUCAAAAGCGAUACAGAAGAAAGCAGAAUAUGUGCUGGCGGCAAGAGAGGCGAAGGCGUAUGUGAUAAAGACAACGGUGGCCCACUGGUUUGCCAGGAACUUGAGCGUAAAGUCAUCGUGGGCGUGAGCAUCCAGAGGACGAAAUGCGCCUCGUCGCAGCCCGCGCUUUUUGUUAACGUCGCUUUCUACUCGGACUGGAUAUACAAGGUAUUCAAACUCUACCCCAGUUUGGAGAGGAACUAAAAUACGGUGGCACCAAACACAAAUUCCGCGCAGAAGUGCAUCGUAACCCGUAGGACGGAGGUCGGCCUUUGGGCCAGAAGAUUCCAGGAUCUUUCCGACGUCGAUCACGAGGGGGAAGUGAUUUUGGAAAGUAGUCAGUUUGGGAUUUGAAUGUGUGCCCUUAUGACUAGGGUGGAGACUUGUGAUUGGAGAAAUCCAGACUGGAUGUCCCAACCGGCUUUUAUUUGACAUCAGACAUUCGGGAUGCUCACUGCCGUACUGUAUAUACCACUAAAGUCUUGAGCACAUGGACCAGUCGUGUUUUGACAUGUUCAGAAUUCCUGAACUCAUCGGACAAGGACGGUCACGACUCAGUAUUGUCUCCUGGAAUAUACUUGAAUAUAAACAGACAGUUUCCACUAUGUGUGACAGCCUCCAGUGGACCUGAUGAGCUGGACUGCACAGCCGCUGUUUUUACCUUCAACACAAAGGACGCGGAUGGAGAAAAAGAACAAAAAUGAGUCAUACUUGGUUCACAUAUUUUUGAAGGCACUACAGGUAAAAAUGUCAAAUGAGUUAUGUUGGUACCUUUUACAAUGAAAUACGGUUCCACUGUUAAAGUUCUAAAAUUAAAAGUUCUGAGUCAAUAAAAAAAUGGAUCAUUUUAGACUUCUGAGUCCAUAUUGAAGGGGGCAUGGUUGACUUAUAUAAGCUAGCUGUAACGGUGUAUAAUACAAUCGCAGUAAAUAUCACUCAGGUACCAAGAAACAAAUCAAAUCAAAUUCAAAGUGACAUUAAUGAUGUUCAUAGGUUAAUGUUUCCUAGGAAUUAUCGGAUUUCUGGGUGUGGAAUGCACCAUUAUUUAUCAAAAAUAUGAUUACGUGCGCUCAUGUGUUAGCAGUUAGCAUUAGCAUAUUUGACCACAGUAACCACAAUAAAGAAUAACAGUUAGCGGAUGCUUCAAACUGUAGUUGACGCUAACUGUUUGGUGUAUGGUUAACGUCAACUACACAUAUACACACAUAACACAUAUGGUGAGGCUAAACGCAACACGUGACCACAUAUGCUGAUGCUAACCAUGUCAAUAAUGUCUGCUAUAAACGGCAAGUCAACUCUGCAUCCAGAAAUCCGGUAAUUCCUGAAAAACGUUGAUCGCAGGCUGAUUAAAAAAUAGCAGAACGAUGUAAAGAUAAUAACAUCCCAUGAAACCAAUUUGGAAAGAAAUUCUACCCCAAACACUAUUUUAACACACAUUAAAAAGUAUUUUCUACACGUUAGGUUUUAUUUUGUACUUGUUUUAUUUUUCUUUACUGCUGAAAAGGGCCUGAAUGCACAUAUUCACCUACUUCCUCAAAAAAAUUCCAGAGGAUUUAAGCCCCACCCUCCAUCCUGUGAUUGGCCAAAUUAGGGCUGGGCUACAACUGGCUUACAGUUAUGAUGCGUAUAAUGUGACAAAUUUGAUAUUUGGCAAGUGUAAAGGACUUCGGGGGGGAUUGUAACAAGCAUGCUAUCACGGCAAACAGUAUAAUUACAAAAGAAACGUCUCUGAAGACACAGCAGAAAGAAAAACACGUAGGCUAGCAUCGAUAGCUCUGUCACAAGAUCCACGCUCGCUGCAGGAGAAGCUACGUGCAGCAGCUUCAGCAAACUAAUCGCAUGAAUUAGCUGGACUACCUUUUGCACGAGUUAGCUGUAAAUGAUAGUGUGAACGGGUCGGCGUAAAAAGAGGCAAACUGCUCCGGAUCUUAUGCUAAUGCUUGUAGCAUGAGAAAGAAGAACCAUGCUAAAUGUAGCGUGGCUGUUUGGUCUCCACUUUGGAGGAACUGUGGCCCCUGGUGGGCUGAGUAAGAUAAUGUAUACUUUUGUUUUUCUUUUCUUUUGGUUUAUGGAAAGUGAGUCCGUUUGUACAUAUGUGCAGAUUUGUUGGUUCUGCCAUGCUGUAAGAUGUUAUAGGUCUUAUAGAUCUGGAAUAUUUGUGCGCCACAUCGUAACGUCAGAUUGGCUUCUUAUUGCGCCACAUCGUAAUGUCAGAUUGGCUUCUUAUUGCCUUUAAUUAUGUGUAAUAUUUAAGUACCUUGUAAGUAAUCACUCGGUAAUUUAUUAUUUUUUAUUACAUGAUGAGUAGUUUAAAAAUUAAUCCAGAUUAUUGUGUUUUUUUAUUAUUAUUAUUAUUUAAAGCUUGUAGGUUGCAUGUUUGGAUUCCAUGCAUCAGUCACAAAAUAAAAAUAAUACAAUCUGAAUAUCAUCAUUCUUAAAUUUGAUCUUCAUGCAAAAGUGCAAAUUUUAAGAGUUAAAUGGACUGCGUUAAUAUAGCGCUUUUCCAUCUGCAUCAGACGCUCAAAGCGCUUUACAAUAAUGCCUCACAUUCACCCCAAUGUGAAUCCCAAUGCAGGGGAUUAAGGACCUUGCCCAAGAGCCCUUAAUGAUUUUCCGGUCAGGCUGGGAUUUGAACCAAGAAUCCUCAAGCCCAAUGCUUAACCACUAGACCAUUACCUCCCCUUACUCUGUUAAAUAAUCCUGCUCAUACAUUGUUUCAUAUUCAUAGUUUUUCCUUCUUGUUGCAAUAAAAAAAAUGCCAAUAAAAAUUGGCAUGAGUGAUUCAUACCAUCUGAUGACAUUUAAUACUGAUACAUGUUCAGUUUGUUCCAUUUCCAUCGCUGUUGCUUGAGAAAUAAACUGUUCAUUUUAUUGUAAACUCUCUGAAGUGACAAACUCACUAAAGUUUUCCUGAAUGUUAACAUUAUCAUUUUACACCAACAGCGAUUGGUGCUAACUGUUGGGGCACGCUGCUCAGCGUGCCGCUCUCACUGGAACGACAACACAGAAUGUGUCUUGUCCCAGAUAGAUCUCUUUCUGUGCAGUUUCUUGUUCUGACUUUAACACAACUUAAUGCCCAAAUCUUUCAUCACCAACUGUAAAUGGUAAUCAAAACAUUCCAAUCGUAUCUUUCUGAACUCUUCCGCAUCAAACUACACCGUGUCAAUGUUUAGUGUGCUUGAGGGAUAACAGGGGAAGUUGCUCAUGAACUUUACGUUUCUUAAAUAUUUAUUGCGGCCACUCUUAAAACUUCGGUUGUCUGUAUAAUUUUAUUACUGGUAAAUUUUAGAAUUAAUUUAGAUAUACUCUUUAUCUCAUGGGAAUAUCAGUUAUCUGGGAACUACUUUUUGCGCAGGAAUUCAUCAAGCACAUCGGCCGCGGACGCGUACUAACACAGAAUACCCAGAAACUGGAUAGUUGUUCGGCCAAAACGAGAGCAUCCACUUUUAGCAUGCCAUAAGCUAUGCUAGUGGCGUGCGUGAGAGUAUGCUGUUGGGGAUGUGGUUAAUGCUAGCUGCAGUGAUCAACUAGCUAAUUGCAACUAGCUAUACAAAAUUAACAGUUUAUUCGAGAAAUAAACUUAAUUUUAUUGUCAUCUCUCUUAAGUGUAGAUCUAAGCUCACUUAAGUUUUUCUAAAUGCUAAUGUUAUCAUUUUACACCAACCGUGAUUGACGCUAAUGGUUGGGGAUGUGGUUAAUGCUAGCUGCAGUUAGGAAAACUAUGCUAACAUUAUCAUGUUACACCAACCGUGAUGGCGCUAACUGUUGGGGAUGUGGUUAAUGCUAGCUGUACCCUUACCAAAAAGUAGUAUAUGCAAGUAUAUUUCAGGUAUACUUCUAGUUUACUUUAUAUACUGAUAAGUACUAUUUUUUGGUAAGGGUAGUUAAUGUGCUAACUGGUGACUUCAUAUGCUAGUGGUAACCAGAGUGAGUGUGGCCCUACAUACUAAUGCAUGACCUCAUAUGCUAAUUAUGUCCCUAAAAGAAUACCAAAGUGUGAUGUUGCAUAUCCAUAACAAUGGUUUUACAUUCUUUUCAAAUUUUCCAUUUUGCACUUUGAAGACCAAUCUGACUGCAAUGUGGGGACUUUUCCAUCCUCGUGGAGAUUGGUGAUGGACUAAAUAAAUAAGAUGAAUUGUUUAUAUAUAUUUAGUGCAUCAGUCAGUUUGGUGGCAGAAUAUUAACUUAGUUUGUGGUUACACACAGGAAGGAUGCCAGUUUUCCAGCAGCUUUUACCCCCAACUCACUUAUUCCAGAUCAUAUGUAAAUAUAUUUAUGGCAAUAGCAUUGUGAAAAACAAAACGCCAUGUCGGCGCCAGAGGCAGCCCAACAACAUUCUCGUCAUACGUGUAGCUUUUGGCAUUUAGCAUGACAUAAACGGGGCUCAGCACAAACAACAGCAGAAGUAAUAGCAGCACUUCCCACAGUUUUGUGAUGUCUUUCUGUCAUGCUAACUCGCAAAAUUCCUCACAGUCACCUGGAAAGUGAUUAUAGCUUUCCACAUGCUCAGAUUUGUAGUUAUUGUUCCCCGGGAUGUAGCAGUUUUGCUCAUUAGAAAAGUAGAAUGCUCAUGGGGCCAUUGUGAAUGUAUUCAUUUUGGGGAGGGUCCACUAGUCCUAGGGUCAACUACUCCUAAGGUUCACUGGUCCUAACCUCUUUAUAUUAUUUGAUUCAGUUUACAAAAAUAAAAUAUCUGAUUCUGUUGACAUACACCAUUAAUCAUCUUUAAUUGUAUUAUGACUAGUGGCCCCUAGGACUAAUUGGAAGUUCCCAUUCAUUUUAACUCUAGAACCAACCACACGGGUCGUGACAUCAUCACUUUGGUACUCUAUGAUUGGCAUCAUCCGCUAACCAUUAGUGUCAACCAGUGUUGGUGUCAACCACUACGUCAACCAAUAACCAUUAGCACUAACCGAUGACUUCAUAUGCUAAUGCUAACUGUGGUGAGUGUGGUUGUCAUGGCUGGAGAAAAUGCUGACCUCAUGUGACAUUCACAUCCUCGAUGGUUGGCAUCAACCACUAACUUUUAGUAUCAACCGGGACUAGCAUCAACCACUAACCAUUAGCUUCAAGUGGUGACUUCAUAUAAGUCUCCAAUGGUUGGCCUCAUCUGCUAACAGUUAGCUUCAAAUUGAUGAUUUCAUUUGAUCUGCCUCAACCGCUAACCGUUAGUGCUGUCUGUGACUUCAUAUGCAAAUACUUCCCGUGACAGGUGUGGCCUUGCAUGCUAAUGAAUGAGCUCAUAUGUUAAUUGCGGCCCUAAUGGUUGGCAUGAACCACCAACCAUUAGCUUCAAGUGGUAACUUCAUGAGUCUCCAAUGGUUGGCCUCAACUGCUAACAGUUAGCUUCAAAUUGAUGACUUCAUUUGUAUCGCUAUUGGUCUGCCUCAACCACUAACCAUUAGCGCUGUCAGUGACUUCAUACGCAAAUACUUCCCAUGGUAGGUGUGGCCUUGCAUGCUAACAAAUAAGCUCAUAUGUUAAUUGCGCCCCUAAUGGUUGGCAUCAACCACUAACAUUAGUGCUAUAAGCAUAUGCUAGUGCUAACAUUGCUUAACCCUGUUAGCUUGCAAAUGUAGUGUGGCAGUGUAGCAAUGUCGAGUAAAAAUAGCGGUACAUCCCACAUCCCUUAAAUUCUGGUAAUUCGCGAGACGUUUUUCUUUACGGUCCUUCACUUCAUUUCGUAGUGCGGUCGUGCCAACAGGAUAAGAACAACACGAGGAGCUUCAAGACGGUUGAUUGUUGUUCAGUGAGACUUUCUUGAUCUGGAUUCAAAAUCCGCCGCGUUCUUACACACGUGGCUGCGGCUUUACACAAGUGAAACCAAAUCUCAAACAUUCACACGUAGAUCCGAUUUCUUGUCAGUUUUUUUUCUUCUUUUAUUUAAUUCGCUGUCAUGUAAAUUGCCCAGCGCAUCCUGUUAAUUACAAUUUGUAAUAUUUUUUUGUAAAUAGUGUUUGUAUUUUCAUCAUCCUUCUGUUUAUAUGUUUGUAAACUGUAAAUGUUAAUUAUGACAGCUGCUAUUUUAAUUGUUUCAUAUCAUUCAUCAUCAUUUUUUUUUCAGAAUUUUGUACCCUUUUUAUUAUGCAGUGUUUAAUAAACAAUUUGAUACUCUGUUA